AGGGGCGCCGAGCCGACGGAGGACGCGCGGGCGGAGGCGCGCAGGAGGCCGCCGGCCCACCGACAAAUCCCACGGGCUCGCGGGGCUCCCCAGGAGUCGAGCAGCGGCGAAGAGGAGCGAGGAGAAAAAGGAGACUUGAGGAACAGCCACCCUACCCGAGACUGGACGGCGGCGCGACGGACGCGGCGGCCGAGGCGCCCGUCACCGACCGGCGCUGGCCAGUGGGGAAAGCACAGCCUCUCCCCGGCACCGUCUCUGCCGCCGCGCUGGUGGGGCCUGACCCGCCGCCGCCCGUGAGGGCGCCGCCCUCCGCCGGCGCCAUGGCUCAACCCCCGAAGGACGCCGACGGGCGAGCGCGGCAGGCAGUCGCGGCUGGGCCGCUUGACCUGUCGGGGGGGCCGGGCGUGGCCCGGCGGCCGGGCCGUUCCGGCACGUCGCCGCCGAGGUCGUCGAGCGGAGGCUCGGCCGCGCAGUCGCCCGCGCCAUCGGCGGCGGCCCCUUCGCCGCUGGCCGCGUCCACGCCCUCGCCGGCCUCGCACGAGGCCUCGCCGGAACCCUCGCCGGCGGCGUCGAACAGGUCCGCGGGCUCCCACAGCUCGCGCCCAUCGCAGAACUCCCGCACCUCCGAGCCCGUGCGCUCGAUCCAUUCCGGCUCGGAGAUCGCUCGUGGCAGCGGAUGCAGGCGACCACCUCGCCUGCCGAACGCUCAGACGCCAGCAGCGCGUCGGCCCCACGCAGCGGCUCUGGCGGAGGCCCCAGCGGAGCCCAGUGCGGCGGCGGGAGGGGUACCGCGUCUGCUGCCGACGGCGCGGGCGAGGAGUCCAUCUCCAUGACGGACUUGGGACUCUGGCGGCGAGGACCUGGAGCUCGUGGGCGACGUCGGCACGGGAGCGCGCAGCGCCAGCGGCGAGAGCGGCGAGGGCGGCGGCCACGCGGCAGCCCGGGGCAUGCGGGCCGCCGCCGGCCGCGCCGCCGCGGAGGAGGCCGAGGAGCUGCAGUCGGUCGAGGAGGACCUCAGCCGAUCGCACAGCUCGUUCGAGGGCUACACGGAGUCCGACCCUAACCGGAGCGGCGUCGAGGAGGCCUCGUGCGAGUAGUUGGCCCCGGCCUGAACGCCUCUGUUCCCGGGCCGAGCGCCUCUGCGCGCCAAGGGGUCUGGGGCACAUCGAUGAUGCCUCGGGGCAUGGUCUGCGAGGAUCCCCCCUUCUUGGGCGCCCCAUCAUGGUUGCCCCCGAAGGAGGGGGCUCCUGUGCCCGGGCGAGCGUCCGCGGUGGUCCGCGGUUGGAGAGUUUCCGCCGGG
This is a messenger RNA of Prorocentrum cordatum, 1300 nucleotides long. The record is from the annotation of a GenBank genome assembly. NCBI's taxonomy places the organism in Eukaryota, Dinophyceae, Prorocentrales, Prorocentraceae.